This is a messenger RNA of Prunus armeniaca (apricot), 960 nucleotides long. Lineage: Eukaryota; Viridiplantae; Streptophyta; Magnoliopsida; Rosales; Rosaceae. The record is from the annotation of a GenBank genome assembly.
AUGACCGGCACAAAUGCAUUGGUCGCCUUUCCGGACCCUAGUACCGGCCAAAUAGUCCUCCUACCUUACCUCCUGGACCCAACCGUGAAGUUCCAACGCCGCCCUCUCCUCUCUCGCCCUCUUGACAUCCGCAUAAUCUCCUCCUCUGCCACUCUAUACGGUGGCAAACUAGCCACCGUCCAUAAUGGGGCCGCAGUCCAAAUCUUCGCCACAUUGAAGCUCGCGUCAAACAAAACAAAACUCCACCACGUGUGGAACCGCGGCCUCUAUGUCCAAGGCUACUCACCAACCAUACACCCAACCACCGCAAACGACCUUUCGUCGGUAAUGACAUUCGAUGUCAUGUCAGGCUCAACGGCCGCACGUCACACCAACAUUGGUACACUCAGAUCAGUGCAUGGCAUCAUAAAUGCUGUUUCAUGGGGAAUCAUGCUACCCAUUGGAGCAGUGAUUGCACGCUACCUUAGGCACAUCCAAGCACUGGGGCCUACAUGGUUCUAUGUUCAUGCUGGGAUCCAACUGUUUGCUUUUUUCUUAGGAACUGUGGGGUUUGCCAUUGGAAUUAGGCUUGGGGAUUUGUCACCUGGUGUCCAAUAUGGGCUCCACAGGAAGCUUGGGUUUGCAGCAUUUUGCUUAGGUGCUCUUCAAACACUGGCACUUUUGUUUAGGCCAAAAACUACAAACAAAUUCAGGAAGUACUGGAAAUCUUAUCACCAUUUUGUAGGGUAUGGAUGUGUGGUGCUUGGGGUUGUAAAUUGUUUCCAGGGUUUUGAUGUGAUGGGAGAAGGCAGGUCUUAUGCUAAGCUGGCCUAUUGUUUGGGUUUGUCUACUCUGAUUGGGGUGUGUAUAGCUUUGGAGGUGAAUUCUUGGGUGGUGUUUUGUAGAAAAUCAAAGGAGGAGAAGCUGAGGAGGGAGGGUUUAAUUGGGGGCUCUGAUAAAGGCAGUGCAAUCUUCAGUUGA